This is a messenger RNA of Exophiala oligosperma, 3554 nucleotides long. RefSeq lists its product as uncharacterized. The record is from RefSeq and is a predicted model, not a curated record. The coding region runs from base 262 to 2133 and encodes 623 amino acids. Lineage: Eukaryota; Fungi; Ascomycota; Eurotiomycetes; Chaetothyriales; Herpotrichiellaceae. The transcript has a single exon.
CGUUACACCUUGCGAUCAUAAUUCCUCAGCAUAACUCGCCGAAGAAAAUGCUAUUUUCACCUCUGAAGACCCGAAAAAGGCGCAGGAGGGCCCAUUCUUUUCAAUGAUACUACAUGGCUAAUCCCAACACAAUCCCUGCUGAUCUACAGUGACAUUCCCCUACAGAUUUCCAUGACUUGAACCCAGCAGAUUGGGACGGUAUUCAUUCUAUCGACUCAGGAGACAAGCUCAUGUCGUCCAUCAAGCAUCUCAACCGUCGCGAUGCGUCUCAUCAAUGUCCGGACUAUGCAACUGGAAGAAUUCCACAGCGGCCAGGCACCAAAGUAUGCGAUUUUGUCGCAUCGCUGGGAAAGUGAGGAAGUCUCUUUUCAGGACAUGACUAAUCCUCAGAUAUUUGGCAAGAGAGGAUAUGGAAAGAUUCAAUCAGCUGCGUGGCUGGCAAAGAACAAAGGUCUCUCAUAUCUUUGGGUCGACACCUGUUGCAUCGAUAAAAAUUCUUCAUCCGAACUAACUGAAGCCAUCAAUUCUAUGUAUCGGUGGUACAAGGAGGCCCAGAUUUGCUUUGCUUUCCUUACGGAUGUCGAAAUCCACAAACAAGAAAUCUCAACCAGCAUAUGGUUCACAAGAGGCUGGACUCUGCAAGAGCUGAUAGCCCCGAGAAAUGUCGCAUUCCACGAUAAAAACUGGGUCUUUCUGGGUACGAAGGAGCAAUUGUCGACCUAUCUUGCACAGGCGACGGGCAUUGCAUUGGAUGUCCUCGUUGGCAAGAGUAGUCCUUCAAGCUGUUCUGUGGCACAACGCAUGUCCUGGGCUGCGAAGCGGGGAACAGAACGCAUCGAAGACCGGGCCUACAGUUUGCUGGGUAUAUUCGACGUUAGCAUGCCCAUGCUCUACGGCGAAGGCGAACGGUCCUUUACCCGAUUACAGGAAGAGAUCAUCAAGCAUUCGGACGACCAUUCGAUAUUCGCCUGGGAUCGAGGUCACAAGGGGUUUUUUGGAGGCUAUAGCGGACUCUUAGCGACGUCUCCUUCGCAGUUCGUCAUGUGUCAGAACGUCGUACGAUCGUCGAGGGAGCUUGUCAGUACCGGCGGAUUUUCGAUCACGAACGUCGGUCUUUCCAUCCAAUUACUGACUGUGCCAUGGGGCAUGGAGACCUAUCUUUCAAUCCUGAACUGCAAUAUCAAAGACCAUCACCACGAAAGGUUGGGGAUAUUUCUUGAACGACUCUAUUCUUCUCAUCACGAGCAACAGUUUGCUCGCGUGCAGUAUGCUGGAGCCACAGUACAGCCAGUAGUACUCGAGCAGGUCAUGAAAGACAGCCAACGUCGAAUUCGACACGUACAUGUGCGACAAAUAGUCAUUGAUCCGCCCUUACGGCGGUGGCACGGAUUUCGUCUGCACGAGCUUAGACUACCCGAUUACAGUCACCAUGAGCUCGCGCAGGCCGAGUUCCGCUUUAGAUCUUCCUUGCGGCACAAACUUCGUUACGAACCCGAAGAAAUGCAGUACGCGCAAGCAUACCUUCCCAAUGGCCUCCAGGGCCUACCUCCCCGACCUGUCUUCUUUCCUAUGCCCAGCGGUCGAGGCACGGCUGUGAUAAUCUACCUCGAGCCGUCCAAGAAGGACAAGCACGGCGACAGGGUGUGCUGGAUGAAGUUCGGCUUCGACGAGGACUUUUGUCCGAUGUGCAUCAUGGGCCGCCGUCGGUCCCUAUGGGGUGGCAACAGCGCACACCUGGCCGUCACCCCGGAGUCAUUCGACGAAGCAGAACAUACGCCGGGCGAACACGCCCUCUUAUUCAGAAACGACUGGAUCAUCAAGAAUGCAGGGGACGUCCACAUCAAGGACAUGGCCGCGCUGUGGCAGACUCGCGAUUUUGUCAUCCUGCGUGGACACAGAGACCGAGGCCUGGACGUCAAGAUUCCUUUUCUCAGGAUGCACGUCUCGGUUCGACUGGAGCCUGUCCCCGAGGGCUAUGCGCCGUACAAAAAGCCCGAGUCCCUCUUGCCGGGAAUGCAAGUCUGGACGAUCAAUGUCAAUUCGUGGCAGGACAUGUCGGGCAAUGGAAGAAUGAAGACGGCAAUGGGUGCUGGAGAGUUGCUUGUCAGGUCUCUGGACGAUAUAUUUGGGUAGUGUUCCCAGUUCACGCAUUGCUGACGAGCAGGUCUAGAUUUAUGUGAGACGAAUUUCCUCUGUAUGUCUGCUACACCUAGGUAGGAUUUGAUUAACCAUAAGAACGGACGCAUGGCCCUUGGAGAGAGUUCCAUAAUAUUGAUCAUGGGACUGAAUGAUGAAUAUCAAUGACCUCGGGAUGCCUUGUUACUGAUCAAAGAAGCCCUACGACACGCAACUAGUGUUCGUCUUGGGGUUCCUUGUCGUCCUGCUCGAGUACUACAACGCCAACGUGCGCGCGACUGCCUCCUUUUCGCGUUCAAAAAAGUCUUCGACGGAGCCCAACUCGAUGCCGUAGCUUCUGACCAUUUCCAGAUCUGCCAAGUACGGAGAGUCAUUCAGGAACAGCUGCGACGCGACGAUGACGUUGGUGGCCUUGACCGCUUCGGCGUCCUCUCUGGGCAUGUAGCUCACGCUGACGGUCUUUUUGUGGCCGACCGCACGGGUCAGGGCGUCGGCGACGUCGGAGAUGGUCAUGUUCGCGCUGGCCAGGGGGAUGGUCUUGUUGGCGAACAUCCUCUCAAACUCGUCCGGGUCCGCGUAGAUGCUGUGGGCGGCGAAGCGGCCAACGUCGGCCGGGUCGAGGUGGCUCAUGCGCAGCGUGGGCGAGAAGGCCACGUGCAUGUUGGGCUGUUCGGCCGUGAGCGUCGGGUACAUCAUCUGGCUCAUGGGCUGGAUGUAGUUGGUCAGGAACGUCGAGGGUUCGAGGAUGGUGUACGUGUACCCUUCCGGGACUUUGGGGCCGGGAGGCGGGUUGCGGACGUUGUCCGCGAUGGUGCUUUUGUUCUUGAAAUACGCCGCGAAAAAGGGUAUGGACUCGAGAAUGGGCAGGUCCUUGCGUGCGUCGAGGCCGUGGACCGAGGCCAGGACGACGUGCUUGAUGCCCGCGGCCCUGCUGGCGGAGAGGAUGUUGAGGCCGUGACGACCUUCGCCCGCGAGGUCGGUGAAGACGGGACUCGGGUUGACGAAGACGGUCGUGCAGCCCGCCGCCGCACGCGAGAUGGAUUCGACGUCCUCGAAGUUGCCCUCGAACAGCUCGAUCUUGGAAGGGUCCAGGGCUUGGAGAGACUGCGACGUAGAGGAACUCGAGUCUCGAACCAACGCGUGGAUGGCCAGGGAGGUUUCCGGAUGAGCUGGUGCAAGUUUGAGAAGUUCCCGAAUCAAGGAACCGCCUUGAAUCCCGUUGGCUCCGGUGACCAGCACGGUGAUGGAUGGAGGCGACAUUGUGAUUUGUUCUCUUCGUUUUUUCUCUAUGGGAACCAAAAUGUUUGACCCAGCUUUAGACCUCGUACUAGUAAUGAAAGAGGACCAAGCUCAAUGUUGAAGUUGAUUGUUGAGAAUGUCAAAUGUCGUAGUAAGAUUCAGGCCGCCGUGGUAUAUCA